AUGCUGGAAAGCGGAAGCAAGAGAGGGCCUUGUAUUACGUACGCGGGACCUCACCAGGGUUCUGGCGGAGUCUGGGACGGGGAAACCCGGAGCGCGCAGUGCAUGAGGACACCUCAGACGGGCCCGGACCGCACUUGGCCGGGGAAGCAGCAGAACAAAGGGAGCCCCCGCCGGGGAAACUGUCAGCGACAGAACAAGGCCCGGAGCAAGCGCAUACGCCACGGUGGCGGCCUCGAGCCCGCAGCAGCGGGGGCCGGGGCAAAGGGAGCACGUGACGCGCGGGCGCCGCGUAGGGCAGUGUCACGUGCGGAGGCCCGGGACCCGGGUCGUCUCUGGCACGUGGGAUCUGUUGUGCGCCUGCUUCGGGCUGUUGCAGAGCACGUGAACGUCUUGCGGUGGCCACAACGUGCAUCACGCUCUUCAUACGGGGUACCGAGGAGCAUCCGGAACGCAAUGCAGCGAUUCUGGCUGCUGGGGACAUCUCCGACACACUGCUACGAACACUGUCACUGUCACGUGGUCUGUUGCACUGUCACCUCGUAG
Lachancea dasiensis is the source of this 543-nucleotide messenger RNA. The record is from the annotation of a GenBank genome assembly. NCBI's taxonomy places the organism in Eukaryota, Fungi, Ascomycota, Saccharomycetes, Saccharomycetales, Saccharomycetaceae.